GAGCCAGUUUUCAGCACAGAAACACAUGCAUGAGAGAGCCUGCAUGAGAGAGCCUGAGACAAGUCUAAAAAGAAGAAGCUAAAAAUAAGGCAAUUCCUACAGUGUCCCUUUAAUAUUACUUUUCUGAAAUCACACCAACGACAGGGGUACUUUUACUUCCAGGGAAAAGGUGGUUGACGUUUUGGUGCAUGGUCUGGAAAAAGGAAAUGUGACCGCUUCAAAUUGCUCAGCAAAAAGGAAACAAAAAAAGACAGCUGAAAGGAUAUUCAACAGUCAGUCGGAGGAACUGCUCUGAAUGGAAGAAUUCUGGUAGCUUUUCAUAGUCGAAUCUUAAUGACUGUUAAUAUACAUUAAUACCAUUUACAUUCACUGAGACAGUUAAUGAGGUUUUAACAGGAUCAAAGAAUCACUUGAUGUUUGCAAUCCACUUGAUGACAGAACAUUUUCCAGAUUUUCACAUCUCCUGAUAAUACAGCUGUGGUCAAUUCAAGAGGGUGGGGCAGGAAGCGCACUUCAACUGAAAGCCUCAUGAAAGAGGAAGAGGGCCCUUUGCUUGUUGACAGCGGGGUCACAGUCUGCCUGAGGUCUAACAGACUAAUCAUAGGGCUCUGGGGGAAGGUUGCCCAAUACAACAGACAACACACAGGCUUCCUUCCCAUUCCCGUACCUCAUCACAGUCACGCUGCAUGUGAACCAAACCGAGGAGACAGACGAAAGGGCCAUCGGAGAGGGAACCUCUGAAGAAUGAAACCAAUCAAAUUGGAUCAGUCGGCGACAGUCGACGAGCUGACGGAGGCCUGCAUCAAAGCAUUUGAUGAUGAAGGCAGGUUGGGUGACAACUCUCUGGUCCGAAUGUUUCUUAUGAUGCAUCCCUGGUACCUAUCCUCUGUUGAAUUGGCCAAAAAACUGUCCAACAUGUCACUGGAGGAAAACUGUCCUGCUGAACUCAGGUUGCAAAUCUGCCAUCUUAUCAAGCAUUGGAUCAGCGAGUUCCCGGCGGAGUUUGACCUGAACCCGGAGCUAGCGCAGCAGAUCCAAGGGCUGAAGGAGAAGCUGGCCAAGAAGGGAGCGGAAAACCAGAGCGCUCUCAUCGACCUGGACCACGUGCCUUCGUAUGAGUGGAGAAGACAGGUGAGUCAACAAGCUCAGUCAGACUUCAAGAAGAGGAAGACGUCUCUCCUCUUCGACCACUUGGAUUCGUCCGCGCUGGCCGAGCACCUUACCUACAUGGAGUACAAGUCCUUCUGUCGGAUACUGUUCCAGGACUACCACAGCUUUGUGAUGCACGGCUGCACGGUGGACAACCCCAUCCUGGAGCGUUUCAUCACCCUAUUCAACAGUGUGUCUCAGUGGAUCCAGCUGAUGGUGCUCAGCAAACCCACGGCCCCCCAGAGGGCUGCAGUCAUCUCCCACUUCAUCGGGGUGGCCCAGAGGUUGUUACAGCUGCAGAACUUCAACACUCUGAUGGCUGUAGUGGGUGGACUCAGUAAUAGCUCUAUCUCACGCCUCAAAGACACGCAGGCGCACAUUAGCAGCGAUGUCAGCAAGGCGUUCAACAACCUGGUGGAACUGGUGACAUCCUGUGGUAACUACAGCCGGUACCGCCAGCGCUUCUCCGACAGCACGGGCUUCCGCUUCCCCAUCCUGGGAGUUCAUCUCAAGGACCUGAUCGCGGUCCACGUGGCCCUGCCCGACUGGAGCGACCAGGAGAAGACCCAGGUCAACCUGGCUAAGACCCAGCAGCUAUACACCAUCCUCCAGGAGCUGGCACUGAUCCAGACCACGCCACCCAGUAUCGAUGCCAACACGGACCUGCUCAACCUCCUCGUGGUAUCUCUGGACCAGUACCACUCGGAGGAAGAGAUAUAUCAACUGUCUCUGCAGAGGGAGCCACGCACAGCCAGGCCCGUGUCCGCCCCGAGUCUUCCUGUGAUAGAGGAAUGGGCAUCUUCUGUGAAGCCCAAAGCUGAUCCCACCAUUAUCAGCAACCAUAUCCAGAAGAUGGUGGAGUCAGUGUUUAAGAAUUUUGACACGGAUGGAGAUGGCUACAUCUCUCAGGAGGAGUUUGAAAUCAUCAGGACCAACUUCCCAUAUCUCUGCAAGUUUGAUGAUCUGGACAAGAAUCAGGACGGGAGAAUAAGCAAAGAGGAGAUGAUUGAUUACUUUACCAAGGCCAGCUCCUUGCUGAACAGCAAGAUGGGGUUCAUCCACUCGUUUUCAGAGAUGACCUGUAUGAAGCCUACACUUUGCCAGCACUGUAAAGGCAUUAUGUGGGGAUUUUACAAACAGAAAUACAAGUGUAGAGCCUGUGGUGUGAGCUGCCACAAGGACUGUCGAAGCCGCCUUACUGUUGAGUGUCGAAAGCGAACCAGGAGUGUCGACCAUGAUCCCCGUUCCACCCAACACUCCCGGUCAUUCAGCAUGCCGAAUAUAGUGCAGCCCAGCCACACUCUACAACACACAGUCAUUACAGAGGAAGCUCCUGACUCCCUGGAGAACGAAGUGUUUGAUGUCCACCUUUGAUGAGAAUGAAGACCAACACAGAAGAGAAAACAAGAAAGAAUUUGUCCCUGUUACCAGCUGAAAUGGGUAAAACAGAUGAAAGCAAAACUGAUCCUAUCUGAAGACAGAAUGCACGCUAACAAUAUUCAAAUGUUUUCAUUCUCUAAAUAGUUCCUUGAUGUGUUUUGCUGGACCUGAAGCAUUGUAAACAUAUUAACGUCAUUGGUGUUAUGAUCCAUCACUGUAAAUUUUGACGAUGUACGUAUUUAUUUCCUGAUUAAUACAUUUUUCAAGAUGUAUUUUUGUGCUUGCACAUGAUAGAUACACCUGCUGACUAAAUGCUUACUUGAGGGUUUGCCUUUUAAAAUGCGAAAACAAGAAAAUAUAAGAAUCAAAAUGACCAAAUAAACGGCUUGCUAGAACUGGAUUUAAUUAUUUUUUUUGCAUGAGUCUAAGUAUGGGAAGGAACUGUCAGUCUUCGGUGUCUGUCAGUCUUCGGUGUCUGUCAGUCUUCGGUGUCUGUCAGUCUUCGGUGUCUGUCAGUCUUCGGUGUCUGUCAGUCUUCGUGGUGUCUGUCAGUCUUCGGUGUCUGUCAGUCUUCUAUGUCUGUCAGUCUUCGGUGUCUGCUGGAAAGAGUGUGAGGGGAUGUGUACUUUGGUUUGGAAAAAGGGUGCAAGUGGUUAAUCCAGUUCAGGUGUUUAUUAGUCUAAUGGCUGGUGGAUGGAAACUGACUCUGAGCCUUUUGGUCUAAGACCCGAUGCCCUGAUUCUUCUUUCUCCCUGUCUACUCAGUCUUUAUCUUUGCUUUCACAGUGGGUGAAGUGUACAGAGGUGUUAUAUUUUUGGAGUUAUGUAUGUAUACAUUGCUUCCCCACGAGAUGGUGCUGUUUGUGUUUCUCAACACAAGGUGUAGGCUACCACUUGAUUUAGCAUUCUGUACCUCUUUUACAUUCCUUGCUUUAGGUGUAGCCAUUUGUUUGGGUGUGGUCUUGUUCAGUAACAUUGGAUUGCUGUGGAUUGUAUAGGAUACAAUAAAAAUGAGGUUUACUUCAAUUACCCAAUUAUCCAUGCUAAACACUGAUGGUGUUGCAUUGUGUUAAGAUUUUUGUAUUACUUUUUCAAAGACAUUUUGCGUUGAAUAGAAAGUUUCAGAGAUGACAGAAACGGAAUUAUUCAAAAUACUCCACACUUUUUCUACCUGUACACAAAUAGCACAUCAAGAAAAUAUUUGUGUGUCUCUUACUCCCAAGUGACUGCUCCCAUAGCAAUUAAUUUACUUCCAGCUGUGGUUCGUAGGGAUUUACACAGCAGACAGCUCUUAAUUCUUUCUCUUUUUAGUGUUUCCUAAGGAAUUAAAUACAUAACAUUCGUCCACUUGAACAUUGUUUGGCUUUGUAAGUAAGGCCUAGUUCAGCAUCCCCUAGAGAUUCCAAUUCAGAGCAUUUUGUUGCAAUUGACUUCAUGGAUAAUGUAUUCUUUUGGAAAUUGUUUUAAUAUCGUUAAUUAAUUAGGUGGUGCUGUUUUGAUUAGAACCACACGUUUACAAACAUGCAGCUUUUAGGUAUUGAUGGUUCCUGCCAACUUUCAAAUUCAGUAGGCUACCUGGGAUCAGAUGAGGAUUUGUCACAAUAGUCACUCCACACUGGGCUAUCCUGUAGGCUAUUGCUGCUCUGUGAAAUGAAGCCAUAUAACAAUAGCGUGUCCUAUUUAUAUUGUGGCAGUGUUCCCUAUAGGCAACUGAAGCAAGGUUAUCAUUGAGGAUGUCCAAUCCAUAUGACCUUGUCACAGUGCAUUAACAGUUAUGGAGCCAAGAGAGGGGAUCAGGGCUUGGACUGGCUUGUGUGCUAUUUCUGCAUGCAUUAAGGCAGAAUAUCUAUCUGAUAAAAUAUCCCAUAUAAAAGGCUUAAAUAAAAAUGGGCUUGUUAAGUUCCACCCGCCAUUACACCUGUCAUAGAAUGGGCUAGCCUAUUCAAUCAAUUAUAUUUGGUGAAAAUGAUCAUGGCAAAAAAUAAAACAUGUAUGUUAAAAUGUAUUUGUCAUAAUGACAUCGUAAUUAUUGAGAUACACCAUGAACCCAAUAAAGGUGUAAUUGUC
Esox lucius (northern pike) is the source of this 4595-nucleotide messenger RNA. It is a transcript of the gene rasgrp2, whose product is annotated as RAS guanyl releasing protein 2 (calcium and DAG-regulated). Gene Ontology annotation, molecular function: calcium ion binding; guanyl-nucleotide exchange factor activity. Gene Ontology annotation, biological process: positive regulation of GTPase activity; Ras protein signal transduction. Bases 745 to 2523 code for a protein of 592 amino acids. The record is from RefSeq and is a predicted model, not a curated record. Gene Ontology annotation, cellular component: plasma membrane. NCBI's taxonomy places the organism in Eukaryota, Metazoa, Chordata, Actinopteri, Esociformes, Esocidae. The transcript is spliced from 17 exons.